AUGGCCCCCUCCGAAGACGGCGUCAUCCCCUCGCACAAGCGAUCUCAAGACGCUGCCAGCAUCUCCGGCUCGUCCACCAGCAGCGACGACUCGGCCCGUCGCAGAAAGCGUCGCGAGCGCAAGGAGCGCAAGAGGAAGAACGGAGAAUCAUCCGCUGUCAACGGCGCAAAGCCCAAUGCCUUCUCCCAGCGUCGCAACAGCUUGGCUAAAGCUUCCCGAGACCCCCGCGAUGAACCUCUCCCCAAGAAGCGUCCAUCAACUGUCCCUGUUGUUGCAGAGGAGGGCGCCAUUGUCAAGGCUAGCAGAUCGCCCAGUCCUGUGAUUGACUUUGAUGGUCUUAGCAGACCUAGCCGUGGAACGAGGGAGCGAAGAGAGGAGACGGAGGAGCAGGCUGCUGAGCGAUUGGAUCGUAUGAGAGGUGCUGUGCGCACUCUUCUCGAAUGCGUCGGCGAAGAUCCCGAUCGCGAAGGUCUUCUCGAUACUCCUUCGCGCUACGCAAAAGCUCUUCUAUUCCUGACCAAGGGAUACCAGGUCAAUGCGGAGGACAUUGUUAACAACGCUCUAUUCAGAGAAGGACACAGUGAGAUGGUCAUUGUCAAGGACAUUGAAGUUUUCUCUCUCUGCGAACAUCAUCUCGUCCCAUUCACAGGCAAAAUGCACAUCGGCUACAUCCCCAACGAGACCGUCAUCGGCCUUUCCAAACUACCCCGAAUCGCCGAGAUGUUUGCGCGCCGCCUUCAAAUUCAAGAGCGCCUAACCAAAGAAGUUGCUCACGCCAUCAUGGAGAUCCUCAAGCCACAGGGUGUCGCCGUAGUUAUGGAGUCGAGCCAUCUGUGCAUGGUGAUGCGCGGAGUUGAAAAGACCACCACCAGUACUAUUACUAGCUGUGUCCUGGGCUGUUUCGAGCGCAAGUCCAAGACGCGCAACGAGUUCCUUAACCUCAUUGGCAUCAACAAGAGAUGA
Fusarium coffeatum is the source of this 963-nucleotide messenger RNA. RefSeq lists its product as uncharacterized. Lineage: Eukaryota; Fungi; Ascomycota; Sordariomycetes; Hypocreales; Nectriaceae. The transcript has 4 exons. Gene Ontology annotation, cellular component: cytoplasm. The record is from RefSeq and is a predicted model, not a curated record. Bases 1 to 963 code for a protein of 320 amino acids. Gene Ontology annotation, biological process: tetrahydrofolate biosynthetic process; tetrahydrobiopterin biosynthetic process. Gene Ontology annotation, molecular function: GTP cyclohydrolase I activity; zinc ion binding; GTP binding.